Rana temporaria (common frog) is the source of this 1871-nucleotide messenger RNA. Its product is annotated as putative olfactory receptor 2B8. The record is from RefSeq and is a predicted model, not a curated record. The transcript has 2 exons. Gene Ontology annotation, molecular function: olfactory receptor activity; G protein-coupled receptor activity. NCBI's taxonomy places the organism in Eukaryota, Metazoa, Chordata, Amphibia, Anura, Ranidae. The coding region runs from base 1 to 1542 and encodes 513 amino acids. Gene Ontology annotation, biological process: G protein-coupled receptor signaling pathway. Gene Ontology annotation, cellular component: membrane.
AUGAUUACGUGGAACUACACAGAAGUUGAGGAAUUCAUUCUUCUGGGGUUGACCAGAAGCCCGGAGAUGCAGAUUAUUUUAUUUGUGAUAUUUCUUAUCAGUUAUGUUAUAUCCCUUAUGGGUAAUGUCCUUAUUAUUUUUAUCAGCAGGAUAAGCCCCCGGCUCCAUACACCCAUGUAUUUCUUCUUGAGUAACUUAUCAUUUUUGGACAUAUGGUACACCUCCAGUAUAGUUCCUAAAAUGCUCAAUAACUUUUUGUCAUUGAAGAAAAGUAUAUCGUUUCAUGGUUGUUUCACCCAACUGUUUAUACACCUCUGUUUAGGAGGCACAGAAUGUUACCUUCUCUUAGCAAUGGCUUAUGAUCGUUAUGUGGCUAUAUGCAGCCCCCUACACUAUACCACUAUUAUGCAUCCAAGCUUAUGCAAUAAAAUGGCAAGCGGCUGUUGGAUUGGAGGCUUUAUAAACUCAUUAACACACACAUUGUUUGCAUUGCGACUGUCAUUCUGUGGCCCAAAUGUCAUUAACCAUUUCUUCUGUGAAGUACCAUCUGUACUAGAGCUAUCCUGCACAGAUGCCUCUCUUAACAAGACCAUCUUAUUGAAAAUAAUGACAUGGAACUACACGAAAGUUGAAGAAUUCAUUCUUCUGGGGCUGACAAGCAAACCGGACUUGCAGAUUGUUUUAUUUGUGAUCAUUCUUAUCAUGUAUAUUGUUUCCCUUCUGGGUAAUGUCCUUAUUAUUUUUAUCAGCGGUACCAGCCCCCGUCUCCAUACACCAAUGUAUUUCUUCUUAAGUAACUUAUCAUUUUUGGACCUUUCGUUCACCACCAGCGUAGUUCCCAAAAUGCUUAGAAACAUUUUAUCACCAAAGAAUGGUAUAUCAUUCGGCGCUUGUUUCACCCAAAUGGUUGUGUACAUGUGUUUAGGAGGUUCCGAGUGCUGCCUUCUCCUAGCAAUGGCUUAUGAUCGCUAUGUGGCUAUAUGUAGACCAUUACACUAUACCGCCAUUAUGCAUCCAUGUUUAUGUAUUAAAAUGGCAAGUGGCUGUUGGAUCACAGGCUUUCUAAACGCAUUAUUAAACAUGUUCUUUGCAUUGAGAUUGUCAUUCUGUGGCCCAAAUGUUAUUAACCAUUUCUUCUGUGAGAUACCAUCUGUCCUAGAGCUAUCCUGCACAGAUGCUUCUCUUAACAGGACCGUUAUUUUCUUCUGUGCUAUGUUGGUGGUCAUGGGCCCAUUUUUUCUCAUUCUUAUAACAUACGGCUACAUUAUUUUCAAUAUUAUAAAAAUCACGACAUCCACGGGCCGAAAGAAGGCUUUCUCCACUUGUGCUUCACACAUGAUGGUAGUCACUUUAUUCUAUGGUACAAUCACUUUUAUGUACAUGAGACCUGGAGACACUCAUGUAGCCCACCAGGACAAAAUGGCCACCGUGUUCUAUAGUGUUGUGACUCCAGUGCUGAACCCACUUAUUUAUACCUUAAGAAACAAGGAAGUUAAAGGGGCAUUUCUGGGGAUUGUGAGAAAAAAGCAUGUGCCAUUAUAGGAACAUUAAAUAUGGUUGGAUAGUAGGAGUGGCGCUAUUUUAUUAAAACCCCAAAUAAACUAUUUCCUAUUUGGUUCUCAAAAAAUCCCUUACCUAAAAUGCAGUAGUGAAAAUUAUAUAAAUUAAAAAUCAAUUAAAUAAAUAAAUAUGACACUAAAUGCCUUUCCAAAGUGCAUGCGUGCCUGUGCGUUAAAUUAGUGAUUAUCUUAUGUGCAAAACCUGAAGCAUAAAGUUGCUUACGUGCAAACUAGCAAAAGGUGCUGCAAAUAUACAAUAGUCCAGAAAUAAAUGAUAUAAAAUGAAUAUGAGACGUGCAAACUAGCAAAAAG